Messenger RNA from Myotis lucifugus (little brown bat), 1226 nucleotides. It is a transcript of the gene MED10, whose product is annotated as mediator complex subunit 10. Gene Ontology annotation, cellular component: mediator complex; chromatin. Lineage: Eukaryota; Metazoa; Chordata; Mammalia; Chiroptera; Vespertilionidae. The coding region runs from base 80 to 487 and encodes 135 amino acids. Gene Ontology annotation, molecular function: transcription coregulator activity. The transcript is spliced from 4 exons. The record is from RefSeq and is a predicted model, not a curated record. Gene Ontology annotation, biological process: positive regulation of transcription by RNA polymerase II.
AAGUGGCGGUGGGCUCGGGCGGAAGCAGGAAGCGGCGGAGCAGGACGACGCCAGUGGUGUGGCAGCGGACCGUGGGGCCAUGGCGGAGAAGUUCGACCACCUGGAGGAGCAUCUGGAGAAGUUCGUGGAGAACAUCCGGCAGCUCGGCAUCAUCGUCAGCGACUUCCAGCCCAGCAGCCAGGCCGGGCUCAACCAGAAACUGAAUUUUAUCGUGACCGGCUUACAGGAUAUUGAUAAGUGCAGACAGCAGCUUCAUGAUAUUACUGUACCUUUAGAAGUUUUUGAAUAUAUAGAUCAAGGUCGAAACCCACAACUCUAUACCAAAGAGUGCCUGGAAAGAGCUCUGGCGAAAAAUGAACAAGUUAAAGGGAAGAUUGAUACAAUGAAGAAAUUUAAAAGCCUGUUGAUUCAAGAGCUUUCUAAAGUCUUUCCAGAAGAUAUGGCUAAGUACCGAAGCAUCCGAGGGGAGGAACAUCCCCCGUCAUAACUUCCUCUUCGAACAUCUAGUCCUGUGAAUCACUGUAACCUUCAGGCAGCUUGUGACUGAGCGGCCUCAGAGACAGGAGGCCUAGAGGACUUUGUAGAGUUGUGCUGCCAGCAGCCCCCUCUUUGCAGAGGGCUGGUGAGCACACAUUUUUGAGCGCGAUGCAUUUGAUCCUGUAUGGCAGAAUUAUCUUGGAAAUAUUAAAUACGGUAGGUAAAGUAAAGGGUUUAAAAAUAUUACUUAAGACUUUUCUGUUUGUACUUCUCUUUUUCAUUUUAUUAUGAUGUCAAAGAAAGCUAAAAAAAUUAAAGAAAAGGUUUAAUAUGAGAAAUACUGGAAUUGGUUUUGUAUUUUAUAUUUUCAAGUAUAAUGCAUAAAGAAUGUGUUUAAUAUGACUGUUUACGUGGCUUUCAAUUAGACAUAAGCAUAUAAUAAAGUCUUUUAAGUACUUAUAUGACUUACUCCAUGUAAUUAUAACAUUUUUACAGUAUAGUGCAGUGCAUCUUGUAAACAGUCAGUUAUUACUUCCCUAAAGUGUGAAUAGUAUUCAUAAAAUUUGUUCUUCUGGAAGUGGAUCAUGGAUUUAUGCUUGUUCAGGGUUGCCAUACUCAUUUUCUAUUGCCCUUAAGCUCUGAAAUAACGAGGUAUUAGUUUCAAAGGCAAAUGUUCAUCUAUGGGGAACAUCAGUAAUAUCCCUGGGUAGUUUAUUAUGUUAUUAUCAAAUAAAAAAUAUGUGAAUGGC